AUGGAUUUCACACGGCGCCGGAUCGCCGACAUCAACUCGUACAUACCUACAUCAGUACUCAAAUCUCGUGCCGAAGCGUCCCACGAAGAUGCCGAAGCCAACUAUCACUCAAAUCUCGACGGUGUCAACCAACCUAUGAACCUGCUAUUUAAGGAUGUGCUAUGGUGGACCCUGGGUAUCAUGGCGCUCAUCGUUCUGUGGAUUAGAAUCGUCGAGAUCCUAUGGGCAAGACUCCGCCAUAUGUCGGCCAUGAAUAUGCCUGGCCACAAGCAACAGUACUGGAAGAUUUCUCAGUGGUCAUGGAUGCCCGGCGUGAAGAAGCACAUCACCUAUGCCCCCUUGUGGAACAAGCGUCACAACCGAGAGUUCAAGCUUUCUUCUGCUAUCAGCAUGGGCACCCUCCCCUCCCGACUUCACCUCACUAUUCUUUUCAUCUAUCUGGGCAGUAACUUUGUCUACAUGUUCUUUCUCAACUGGGCCAAUGAAAACAAGCUUGCCUUUUGUGCAGAGCUACGAGGUCGCUCAGGCACGCUGGCCCUUGUCAGCAUGGUGCCCUUAAUCAUCUUUGCUGGACGCAACAACCCUCUUAUCGGAUGGCUCAAGAUCAGCUUCGACACAUACAACCUCCUCCAUCGCUGGAUGGGCCGCAUCGUGGUUCUCGAGUCUAUCAUCCACACUAUCGCCUGGCUCGUCGUCGCCGUGGACGAUCUAGGCUGGGAUGGUGUUGGUCACCAAAUCUCAUCCAUCCCCUUUUACAGCUCGGGAACUGUUGGUACGGUGGCUAUGAUCUUCCUUGCCCUGCUUUCCCUUUCUCCUGUACGUCAUGCCUUUUACGAAACCUUUCUGAAUGUCCACAUUGUCCUGGCUUUUGUGGCCUUCGUUGCUGUCUGGGUUCACUGCGCCUCGUCUGCACUUCCUGGAGGUCUUCCUCAGCUUUCAUGGAUCAUUGGUAUCAUGGGUCUCUGGUUUUUUGACCGCCUCUCUCGAAUGUUCCGUCUUCUAUCUGUCAACUGGUCGAGCAAGGGCUGGACCGAGGCAGUGUGCGAGGCCAUGCCUGGCAACGUCACUCGAGUUACUCUUCACUUGCCACGAUACAUGGACAUCGAGCCUGGUACCCAUGCAUACCUGCGCAUCUGGGGUGUUUGCGCUUGGGAGAGCCACCCCUUUUCAAUCUGCUGGAUCAACCAUGUUCGCGACAACAGUCUGCCCAUCGCGGAGAAGGAGGGCUCCAACGCAGUCGACAAGUCGGCCAUGACUACAACUGUCUCUUUCUUGAUCGCAGCCCAGACAGGAUUUACCAAGAAGCUCUUCGACCGUGCUUCUCAUUAUCCUGGAGGCCUUCGCGCCAAGGCUGCCAUGGAAGGCCCCUAUGCCGGACACCAUAGCCUCGACUCUUAUGGCCACGCAGUUCUCUUUGCUGGAUCAACUGGAAUUACUCACCAAAUCUCUUACAUCCGUCACCUUCUGGAAGGCAACAACCAGGGCACGACUGCCACUCGGCGGGUAACCCUUGUUUGGAUCAUCCGUGAAUACGAGUCUCUCGAAUGGGUACGACCGUACAUGGAUACGAUCCUCCGCAUUCCCAAUCGAAAAGAUGUCCUUCGCAUCCAGAUCUUCGUCACCCGUCCUCAGAACCCACGCGAUAUUGUCAGUGCUAGCGCCACGGUGCGCAUGUUCCCUGGACGGCCGAACGUUCCCCUAAUCCUGGAAAGAGAGGUUCAAGAGCAGAUGGGUGCCAUGUGUGUCACAGUAUGUGGGCCUGGCGCUCUUGCUGACGACGUUCGUGGUGCUGCCAGAGCGGUGCAGGGUUCGAGCGUGGUUGACUUUGUAGAAGAGAGUUUCACAUGGUAG
Messenger RNA from Fusarium coffeatum, 1851 nucleotides. RefSeq lists its product as uncharacterized. The transcript has a single exon. The record is from RefSeq and is a predicted model, not a curated record. NCBI's taxonomy places the organism in Eukaryota, Fungi, Ascomycota, Sordariomycetes, Hypocreales, Nectriaceae. Gene Ontology annotation, cellular component: plasma membrane. The coding region runs from base 1 to 1851 and encodes 616 amino acids. Gene Ontology annotation, biological process: iron ion transport; intracellular iron ion homeostasis; copper ion import. Gene Ontology annotation, molecular function: ferric-chelate reductase activity.